AUGAAUUCCAAUUCCAAGAAGGAAAUUCGCCAUAGGUUGACGGAAGGUAUCUCGUCACUUUUCAAUCGAUCUGGAGUAUAUACACCCUUGAAGAAUGAGACCUCAAUCCGACUUCUUCGAAUCAAAGGCGAUCACGGGGCUGGCGUUCUACGAUGCACCAUGACAGAAGCCGACCUGGAUGACAAUCCCGUCUACGAAGCACUGUCAUACACAUGGCAGAAGGAUCAAUCGGGCUUCCUUGAAGUGGUAUCGUUGAGCAGCAGAAUCGGCAAAGUGGCCAAGCAAUGGGAGAAGCUGUCUAACAUUGGCGUGGGAAACGAGACCAUCAUUUGCAACGACCAAUAUCUGAAGGUUACUCCCAAUCUCCACGAUGCUUUACUUCAUCUACGCAGGAGAUCCCGACGUCGAACGGCGAUCUGGAUUGAUGCCAUCUGUAUUGAUCAGUCGAACGUCCACGAAAGAAAUGCGCAAGUUAAUAUGAUGGGAAGGAUAUUCGACUCAGCCCGACAGGUCGUGGUAUGGCUAGGAAAGGCUACGGAA
This is a messenger RNA of Mytilinidion resinicola, 540 nucleotides long. Its product is annotated as HET-domain-containing protein. Lineage: Eukaryota; Fungi; Ascomycota; Dothideomycetes; Mytilinidiales; Mytilinidiaceae. The record is from RefSeq and is a predicted model, not a curated record. The transcript has a single exon. The annotation marks the transcript as partial.